Molecule: messenger RNA, 4955 nt
Organism: Pogoniulus pusillus (Red-fronted tinkerbird)
Lineage: Eukaryota; Metazoa; Chordata; Aves; Piciformes; Lybiidae
Gene: WWTR1
Product: WW domain containing transcription regulator 1
Exons: 6
Coding region: 265-1422 (385 amino acids)
Biological process (GO): hippo signaling; positive regulation of transcription by RNA polymerase II
Cellular component (GO): nucleus; cytoplasm
Molecular function (GO): protein binding; transcription coactivator activity
Source: RefSeq, a predicted model, not a curated record
GCCCGGCCCGGGGGAGGGCACGGCGCUGCCCGGGGGUUGACCCGCUCGUCCCUCCGCCGGCCGCCCGGGACACCGACACCGCUGGCAGGGCCGCAGCGGCACUCCUCGCGCCGCCCGCUUCGCCGCCAGCCCCGGCAGAGCGGAGCUGAUCGCGGAGAGCCGCCCGCCCGUCCUCGGAGGCGGCUUGCAGAGAGGCCGGCUCCGGCGAGCACCCGUCCUCCCGCUGGGACGUCUGCGCCCGCCGUCGGGGCCGACGAGUAGAAAAUGAAUCCCGCUCCGGCACCGCCGCCGGGCCAGCAGGUCAUCCACGUAACGCAGGACCUGGACACGGAGCUGGAAGCUCUGUUCAACGCGGUGAUGAACCCCAAGCCCAGCUCCUGGAGGAAGAAAAUCCUGCCUGAGUCGUUCUUCAAGGAACCCGACUCGGGCUCUCACUCGCGGCAGUCGAGCACGGACUCGGGCGGGCCCCCUCCACGGCCCAGCGCCGCGCAACACGUUCGCUCCCACUCCUCGCCCGCUUCGCUACUGGGCACAGCGACCGCUCCUCAGCACGCUCACCUCCGCCAGCGCUCCUACGACGUGACGGACGAGCUGCCACUGCCUCCUGGCUGGGAGAUGGCGCUCACGCACACGGGACAGCGCUACUUCCUCAAUCACAUAGAGAAAAUCACAACAUGGCAAGAUCCUCGCAAAACCAUGAACCAGCCUCUGAAUCCCAUGAGCCACCACCCUGCAGCUACUUCCACAGCACUGCCACAGAGGUCUAUGGCAAUGUCGCAGCCAAAUCUCGUCAUGAACCACCAGCACCAAAUCACAGCCAGCACAGCCAUGUCACAGCAGAGUCGCCCUCCCCAGACGCCACAGCCAGGGCUGCUCAACCUGCCCAGUGCUCUGACCACGCAGCAGCAGCAGCAGCAGAAGCUGAGGCUGCAGAGAAUCCAGAUGGAGAGGGAGCGAAUUCGGAUGCGCCAGGAGGAGUUGCUGCGACAGGAAGCUGCUCUGUGCAGGCAACUUCCCAUGGACUCAGAAAACAUGGUUCCAGUUCAGACAGCUGUGAGUACCCCUGCCAUGACACAAGACAUGAGGCCUAUUACGAACAACGGCUCUGAUCCCUUCUUAAACAGUGGGCCCUACCAUUCCAGGGAACAGAGCACAGACAGUGGCUUGGGCUUAGGAUGCUACAGCAUACCAACAACACCUGAAGAUUUCCUCAGCAACGUGGAUGAGAUGGAUACAGGAGAAACUAUAGCACAGACAACAAUGAGCAUCAAUCCACAGCAAACACGCUUCCCUGAUUUCCUCGACUGCCUCCCAGGAACAAAUGUUGACCUUGGCACUCUAGAGUCAGAAGACUUGAUCCCUAUUCUCAACGAUGUGGAGUCAGUACUCAACAAGAAUGAGCCCUUCCUUACCUGGCUGUAAUCAAUCGAUGCUGAUUUCGCCUACAGUAAACUCAACGUUGCCUUUUUCCUCUUGAGAUAGAGGUGGAACAGCUGAAAGUCCUCAAGAGAUACAACUUACUGCCUUAAUGACUUCUGUUACAUCACUUUUAUGGUCAUUUUAAUCUCUGCCUGGAUUUGAUUGGCACUAAUUUAAAUAUAAAAUACCUAUAUAUAUAUAAACCCCACCAUAUAUGCAUAUCUAUUUCCUCUUCUUUAAGAAACAAAAGCACACUGCUUUACACAUCUGUAGACUUCUUUACCUUUUCAGCCCAGGCAGAAAUGCUCCAUUUUAAGGACAGGAAGUGGGUGAUGUUUGUGCAUGCCCUUGACUGAUCUCCUGGGCGUUGCUUAACAUCACAAACCCUUCAUGAGUCGUAAAAGCUGGCGCCUAGGUCACUUGUUUCAACAGACGUUCACAGCAUCAGACCACGACAGCAAUUUUACUACUGUGUUUAUGACAACAGCAUCAGAAACUGUUUUAUCAACUUAGUUAAGCUUUAAAAAGCUUUUCUUUUUUUUUCUCCUCUUUUUUUGCUUUGUUUGUUUUUAACUAACUGUGCUGUGUGGAAUAGAGGUAAAACCUGACCCAUACCAGCCGUCGUAGUCCUCAUUCUGUGUUUCUAAAGGCACAAACAGUACUUAGAGCAGUUUCUUCCUUUUCCUUUUGUAAAGGCACAAACAGUACUUAGAGCAGGUUCUUCUUUUUCCUUUCUUUUUUUCUUUCUGCAGUAUAUUACUGUAUAGUUUUCAUCAAAGAAAUGCUUCCAAUCUGAAAAGACCAGAACUGUUUAGCCCUGUUUUUACACUACAAUAUUGUUGCAGGAUAAAGCAGACUGGUACUGACUGCUGCCUUUUUAUUUCUUUUUUUAAAGACCUUAGGUUUUGAUGUUUGCUCCAUUAAGCACUACAGUUUUGUAACUUAACACAGGAAUGAACAAUUGUUUUUUAUUCUAUAAAUAUAUAUCAAUUCUCUGGCAGUUACCUUAGAGGCAAAACAAAAAAGGCCCAAGUGUGAAACACGUGGCACAAACUGUUUGUGUGAUGUGUAGCAGGCAAGCCCCUUGCACCUACUGUGUUGAGUCAUGUUUUUAACUGACAGUGUCAGGGUAAAUGUAGUUGUGAGCAGGUGGUGAUUCUACCAGGGUAAGGUAAAGCAGUGUGGUAGCUCCUCUAGUAGAGCUGCUGAGUUCUCAAGUCUUCCACUGGCUGUAAUGGCACACAGGGCACAAGGCACAUUCUGUGUGUUUCUACCUAUUGUAUAUCCUGCAGAUGCUUCUUUGUCAAGAGCUUUGGGACUGAGGAGGGGUCGAGGACAUUAAGCCCUGAAAUGCAAAUGAAGUCCUAAAAUUCUUUAAAUAUUUUGAAGUUCUGUUAUUUAUACUCUACGAAUUCAAGCUUUUUAUACUGAAAAAUAUGUCCUUUUUAUGAAAGGCAUUAAAGCUUUUCUCUUAGCUUAGUCUAGGCUGUGUAGAGAGAGGGAGGAGAUGUAGCACUCAGCAUAACCGUGUGUUUUGGCAGGUCUAGCAACACUUAACAAGAUCUUCCUGAUGCAGCAGAACAUUGAUCACUAAAGACUUUUUUUUCCAUCUGGUUGGGUGAAGGCAGGUGAAAAGGUCAGAGAUGAGGUGAUGGGAAUCUGGAGUAGGUUUGGAAGAGAAAUGAUAACGUAACGAAUGUAGAUCCUUGCUGGGAAGGGUGGCUGCAGAAAGGGAUCAGCAGCGUCCAGGAGAAAGAAGAACUUGAGCCAAUAAACUACCCUGUCAGUGGGGAGCUGCUGGGUGUGCAGAGUACCAGAAGAUGGAGAAUGAAAAGCAUGCACACACCAGAAUUCUGAGUAAAGAGACAGAAGGCAAAGACCUACAGUUGUGAAGUUUUAUUACAUGGGGAAAAGUAGCUUUUCUGUCUUUUUAAUAGAAAAUGAGAUGUGGCUGCAGGCUUGUGUCUGCACAGAACUUAAUUACUGAAUGGGCAUUGUGUUUCUUUUGUUCUUUUGCAGAGGCUAUUUGUUGUUUGUUUUGGGUUUGGGUUUUUUCCUCAUUAUUUCUGUUAGUACUAAGUGUUGAGAUAGCAGAAAUUUCUUUUCCACAAACAGGGGACCGGGCUGGCUGACCAAUAUUACUGUAAUUAAGGCUUUCUUCAGGUCAUCAGCCUAAAAGCAAACCAGAUGGUCCUAAGGCUUUGUUCUUUAGGAAGGUGACUGGCUUGGGUAAAAGAACUGGAGCUUGGUUUUGGUGUCUGGUAGUGAUGCCAGUUCAUCAGCGCUGCAAGGCUGGCCUAGCAAAUGCAAAGCCAUUGGUGCUCCAGCAGCUCUGAGCAGCUGCAGAUCUGAGCUCUGCGGCGAUUCAGCUGGCAGGGCUCAGCAUGAGUGCCUGCUUGGAAACUGGAGUUUGUUUGUUUGCUAGGCAGUCUGUACUACUGUGAGUUAGGGUUUGUCACAGUAAAAGCUACUCCAAGCAGAGCUGACUCUGUUGGCUGCUCUUUGGCCAUGCUGACGUUCAUCUUCAUGCUUCUUAGGGGAAAAUUGAUGCAGUCUUCUAGUGAAGCCAUGAAAGAUACUCAUCGGAAUUGUGAAGCUACGAACUGGAGUCCCCUUUCCUGGGUUAAGCAUCUUGGUUCAAAGACCUUGGAGAGGUCAGAAACUGUUUCUGUAUUACUUCUGCACUAAACCAGCAGCAAAUUUGGAACAGGAGGGUGCUAUGUGAAGCAAUACUUCCAGUGUAAAAAAAACUGCCAAAAUAUUAGCUCAGGUCUUUGCUCAGUCCUGAACUGACUCAUGGUUAAGCUGGAAGUGAGUCUUUACACUGAAAGCUUCUCGAUUUUUUUUAAUGGGGAGGGUGCAGCAACAACAAUGACAAAGAAAAUCUAGGGUUUAAAGCUGCCCUUUUGAAAGUUCCCAGCUGUAAAGAGGCUCACUGGCAGAACUCUGUAAGUAUCCAAAGCAUGACACUAAAUUUCUUAGUGACAACAGUUCACUCUACUAGUUCAGGUUUUGAACAUUUGCUUCCCUAAAUGCACACUGUCUGCUUGUAGUACACAGUGGCUGUGCCAGCUGGACACUCGUGCUGUUGACAUGGCUGAGGGUGGCACACACAAAUCAAGGUGCCCACAGAAGUCACAGGACACUGUUAAUUACAGGUCGUAUGCUGGUAAUGCUGUUGAGAAUGUAGCUCGGGGAGGGUUGGGUUGGACAGUUUGAUGAUGAGUGCUGUUUUGGGGUGGGGGGGGUGGAAAGGGAGGAUUUAGAUGUCUAUUUGAAAUGCAGGAACAUAUGAGUGUUCAAAUAAACCUGUUUCCUAAUCCACUGCAUCCAUCUACAUGCUAGUAGUUUAACUUUUUUAUCAUUACUGUUAUUAUUAUUGGCUUUUUUGGGUCAUUUUGUUACGUGACAUGCGUGAGGAUUCCUUUGUAACCUCGAGUACCUUGCAACGGAUUGUAUGUAUCAAAAGCAGUCAGAUCCAACUGUUGUAGCCAGGGUUUGAUUCUGGGGGAGGGGUGGGUGGGUUAUUUUUUAUG